Acanthamoeba castellanii str. Neff is the source of this 1635-nucleotide messenger RNA. RefSeq lists its product as uncharacterized. The coding region runs from base 1 to 1635 and encodes 544 amino acids. The record is from RefSeq and is a predicted model, not a curated record. NCBI's taxonomy places the organism in Eukaryota, Discosea, Longamoebia, Acanthamoebidae. The transcript has 8 exons. Gene Ontology annotation, molecular function: protein binding.
AUGGAGGAGCUGCCAGAUGAGGUGCUGCUGGAAAUAGUUCGAAGGGUGGUGCUGGUGCGAAGCAGCUCGCCGGCGACCAGGGGUGAGGAGGCGGCAUGUUGUGCAGCGGCGGUGUUGAGGGAUGUGGGCAGCCUGUCGCGCGUGUCGAGCCGGUGGCGCGCCGUGGUCGCGACCGACUCCCUGUGGCGCGACCUCUACAAGCACAGAUGGAUGAACCACAACCGACACCUCGUGCGCGAGCAGGACCACCAACAAAUCGACCAACAGUUCGACUCCUUCUACCGCGCCCACAAGCCCCUCUGCUGGAAGGCGUUCUACUUGCGCGAGGUGCGGCGCCCGAUGACGGAGCUGCUGCGCGGGGUCGACUGGGACUCGCUGCGUCUCUCAAAGCUGGGCUGGACUGGCCUCCAGGACUCCGCCCUCGCCCGCUCGGAGGAGGACGGCGCGGUGCGGGAGCUGCGCGCGGCCUCGCGGUCGGAGCGGCUGCGGGAGGCGCUCGCCUCCUACCCGCCCGCCUUCCGGCGUCGUCUGCGCGAAAGACUCGAGAUGCUGCACGUCCGCUGCAGCUUUCUACACCGCAUUCAGAACGCACUGUUCUUGGCCAAGGUGGGGUUGGGGGUCUACGCGGUGCGGCGCCUGGCGCCCUCGCUCUGCCCUCUGCCCGACCGAUUCGUGGCCGCGCGGCGACUGCCGGGUGCCGCCUCUGCUCUCGCCGUCCUCGCCGGCUUCUGGCCUCUCCUGUCCUACACCGCGGCCUACUCUGUCGUGCAACAUCAGCUCGGGGCGAAGAGCUACCUGGGCGGCUGCGGUCGCAAUUGGCGCCUGUGUGCGGCCAAGUUCGGCGUACGCGUCUUGCAUUCGCUGCUCGAGGAAAUCGGCCUUCGUCCGUUCGUAAUGGCGCUCGUUGCGACCAACGGCCUCCUGAAAGCUGUGACCUUUAUCCUCGCUCUCGUGGGUUCCUACACCGUGUUGGAGACCCUGAACCAGCACUCGACCCGGCGCGCGCCAAGCGACGACACGAAGAUCAGCAUGUUCAGCUUCGCGGUGGCAUGCUACGUGGCCCGCUUCGACUUGGUUCUCGGCACCGUCGCCACCCUGGUCCUGCCCCUCUUCCACCGCCUCACCCGCAACGCCUACCGUGACGUCAUCAAAGAGGCCGGCUCGGCCCCGCCGCCACCGCAGCCGUACCUGCACCUCUUCGUGCUGGGCCUGUUCGCGGUGAGCUCGCUCGCGCAGCUGUCGCACACGCCGCCGUGGCUCACCGAGAAGCUCGCCACCGCGGCGGCGGCGUGGCGGCCCACGGCGCGGGUGUGGGACUACCUGUCGGCAAUCAACACCAGCCGCCAGCCCGCGGCCUUCCUCGUAACGCUCCGCGCGUCGCUCGCCGGGUUGACCACGGCGCCGCACGGCAGCCGCAGCAACAGCGACGAGAGCGAGAGCGAGGCCAAGCGGCAGCUCGGCGAGUGUCUGCGCGCGGUGCACGGGCAUGUGGUCGGGUGGGUCAUGUGCCACGCGGCCCUGCGGCACGGCCUCCCGACGGCGGUGGCCCUCAAGCUCGUCUACGAGGCCGAGCUGCUCCUCUGCCACCUCGCCGCCAAGGCCCUCACCAGGUCACGGAACCAAAGCACCUCAUAA